This is a messenger RNA of Haplochromis burtoni (Burton's mouthbrooder), 4176 nucleotides long. RefSeq names its product RAS (RAD and GEM)-like GTP binding 2 (gene rem2). The transcript is spliced from 5 exons. NCBI's taxonomy places the organism in Eukaryota, Metazoa, Chordata, Actinopteri, Cichliformes, Cichlidae. The record is from RefSeq and is a predicted model, not a curated record. Bases 863 to 1792 code for a protein of 309 amino acids. Gene Ontology annotation, cellular component: plasma membrane. Gene Ontology annotation, molecular function: calcium channel regulator activity; GTPase activity; GTP binding.
UCACUUUUUGGCAACACCCUCAUUCCUCUGUACAAGCGUUCAGCGGCAGCGCCUUUUUUUCCUAUCCACGAGAUGUCUCUCUGCCUCCCCCUGGCGGCCGCUCCGCCUCAUAAACACAGAAACUGCUAACAGUUGUCAAAACUGAAUGAUAUUUUUUCCACGGGAGCAGCUCAAACCCUGGUGUCUGACACACACACAGUUAUUGAAAAGAACUUAACAAGCCUUUUGAAAGCAUUAGAAAGAUAUUUGCGCUGGAGGAAAGAGGGAGGGGCACCCCGUACUCAUCACUCCCUUCACCUCCAACCCAAGAUCACUCUGCAGUCACUCAAGGGCGCACUCCCACACACACACACACACACACACACACACACACACACACACACACACACACACACACACACACACAGACUGAGAGAGAGAGAGAUACAUGCAGGUAUUAACUGGAGGUGGAGAGAGGAGCGCACAAACUGCUGUCCGCUGGAACUCUUCUCAGAGGACAUGAGGGGAUGCGUUUCGGUGCCGGUGGCUGUCCGUCCUCAUCUCCUUCACAUAGAAAGUCGCCUCCUAUGCCGAGCGGAGACGCAGGUAUAGAGUCUUCUUCCACCUGGCAGCCUGCUUCUUCCCAUCCCGGCGCUCCACGCGCCGCACCUCUCAUUUCUAGCGAGCGGAAGGAGGAAGGCAGGGUGGAGGGGGAGGGGGGAGGUUUUACUCGGCGGAGAAGGGGAUAAUAACAUCACGUUAAAUGAGUCGCGCGUGCCUUUUGUGUGCCGUGCGUUAAAGCCGUGGUUAAUGUGAUGCCGGGUCUGCAAGCAGCACAGAUGACUUGAGCCUCGUUCUGCAAAGAGAAGACUCACCGAUAACCAUGGCUGACCAGUACAGUAUGUUUCUAACGACGGCACCCCCGCUUCGGCGAGGGAGCACACCCCUGCCUGUCAAGCACCAGCUGCGAAGGGAAGAGGCCGUAUCCGAGGACUGUGAUUGGAUCCCGGGCUUGGAGGAGCCUACCACGUUGCCUAUCAGUGACACAGCGGUGCCUCGGGAUGAGUCCUUCAGCCAAUCGGCUGCUGCCCAGUCAUCUUACCACAGCCAUGGCGGGGCACUGAGGAUAGUGCUACUGGGACAGAAUGGCGUGGGCAAGUCGUCGCUGGCCUUAUCUCUGGCCGGGCAGUCAGACAGAUCCCUCUCUAUAGACUCUGAGACACAAGCAUGUGGUGAGGGCUACGAGUAUACGGUGACAGUGGACGACGAGGACAGCAAAGUCAUCAUUUUUGACAACUGGAAACAGGACCUCUCCACACUGCAGUGCGAUGUGUGUAUCCUGGUCUUCUCAGUGACAGACAGGCGAAGUUUUCACCGCACCGCCCAGCUCCGCCUCCUUCUCAGGGAGUCCCAGCCACAAACCCCAAUCAUCCUUGUGGGCAACAAGAGUGACCUAGUGCGGUCCCGUGAAAUCAGCUCCGAGGAGGCCCAGUCCAGCGCCAUGAUGUUUGACUGCCUCUACUUGGAGCUCUCUGCCUCCUUAGAACACGGCACCAAUGAGCUGCUGGAGGCGGCAGUGCGGACCGCGAGGGGAGACUGCGUGGGCCCCGGAUGGACGGACGGUGACCCCGGUGCUGGCCGCAGGGAGAGCCUGACGAGCCGGGCCAAGCGCUUCCUGGCUGGUCUCGUGCCCCGAUCGUACGGCCGAGACAGGGACCGGGAUCGAGGCCGCUACAGGGAGAUGAGCCGCCACAGGGGCAGCAAAAUCCUUCGGCAGAAGUCCCGCUCCUGUCAUGACCUCAGUGCACUGUGACACACACCCACACACAUAAAUGCAGGCAAAUAGACACACUCAACAUGAACACAGACAUACACCAAAUUGAAAGACAUGGAGGUGGGUGGGGGGCUAAAAGACUGAGGAGUAAAAGGAGAUCGAGUUGGAGGGACAACAUGAAAAGGACUGGAGCAGGCUCACGGGAAUGGGAAAAUUAGAGAGGUGUAAGGAGAGAAAUUUAGCCGCCGAAGAGGAAGGUCAGGGGAGGAGAAAGUGGGAGAAAACAAUGAACAGAUAGCCCGAAACUCAUUUUGGGAGAACAAAAAAUCAACGAUAAGGAGGUGAGCUCCAUUUGUUGCUCUGGCUUGGGUGAGUCAGGGAGCACUCGCUACCUGAUGAGAGCCGGCGAGGGAAGAUUAGCAUGAGAGUUGGAUCAAACUGGCGAUUUGACGCUUAAUGUCACGAAAUGAGAAACAGACUGGGGUCACAAAUAAACACACACCCAAGUAGCACGCACUGAUAACGUAGAGACUGAUAGCAAUCUAAUGUAUACCUGUUAUAGACCCUGUUUUAUAGCAUGCAGAGUAGACGAUUUAAGACAUGAUCCUGUAGGUUUUACAGUUACACGAUUCUGUACCUCAGUGGCCAAUAGCUAAUGCACAAUCUAGCUAGUGUCUCUAGCAACGCCAUCUCAAAGGCAAGACUAUUUAUAAAAGUGCUCCAUCUCCACGCAUCUUUGGCCACUUUCCACACUGCAUCCACUGUUCUGUCCCCAUAUUGAUUUAAAGUAGUGUUUGAUGAUACUGCCUGUGGCACAUGUUCAUUUGAGACUUUUAUACACGGUUUAAAACGUCAGCACCCAAGCCAUAACUUUGCUGAACGCACCACGAGUGAUCAGCACAAAGAACCCUUUACUGGAGGAUGUGAAGCAAAGGAGAAAAGGUCAAGACGGCUGUAAGGACUAAGCCGUUGGCAGGGAUAACCAGACUGAACUCUUCUUCAAUCGAAGCUGAGUCACAGAACACUGAGAUACUCUCGAAGCGCAGGGGGACAAAACAAGAAAACCUAAUCUACCUGUGGCUGUUUGAUGUAUUCCUUCUCUUCCCUUUUUUACCCACCGGCAUCAUUAUUAUGAUGAAUGAUGAUGAUUCUUAUAAUCAUUAUUAUUAUUGUUAUUAUUAUUAUUAUGUGUGUUUCGACUGAAUUCUGUGGGGGCUGGCCACACAGGUGACCCAGAAAAGAACGUUCUGGAAACGUUGUUCUGAUAUCUCAUCAAGCGUGGGGGCGUCACUGACACUUCCUCACUUGUUUGUCAUCGUCUACUGAGCACUCUCGUCUUUACCACUGAGAAUAAAUAAAGAUUUCUUUGACAUCCAGUCCGAGUGUCUCGUCAGUUUUUUAAGACGCCACUAGAAAACGAGCGCCUCAUUACAGCUGUCAGUCACACUGAGGGAUGGUGUAAUAAACCAUCAGAUGACUCGCAGGUAUUCUGGACAGACUGGGAGAUGGAUUCUCAGGACACUGGCUCCAUUUAGGGCUAGCAGCAAAAAAGAUGCUGCCUCAUCAUUGUGCGCCUGUAACAAAAUCUUAGGUUAAAAAUAGAUCGGAGGAAGGAAUAUGAACCAAGGCUUAGCAAUAUGAACUGCCUGAACUCCACCAUAUAUACAGAACACUUGUAAUUUGUGUGAAGUGAUAAAUUACCUGCUUAAUGAUGAGAGUGCAAAAAACAAAUCCUUCUAUAGCACUCACUCCUAGCCUUUUCAGUCUUACAAACCUGUGCAGUAUCUUGCAGAUCAACUGAAGUACCCCUUUGUUCCCACAGCCCUCUGCUCUGAAUAUGCUCAUUUAAAGUGAUGUUAUAUUGAUUUUAUUAAUAUGAAAGUGAAUAUCGUUACAAUUUUUGUAGUUUUGUAGUUGAGUUAGUAGAUAAACAAAAGCACACCAUUUGCCUUUAGUUUAACCAUUGUUUUUAGCACUAUAUAGGCUAUCUGUAGCUUUGAGCUAAUUACUUUAAGUCUUGCUAAAUGUAACUCAUGCAAACUGUGGAUAAAACAUCAGCGCUUAAGGUCAAAGACCUCAAUCAAGUCAGCUGAAGCCAGAUGUGUGACUCAAUAAAUACAUUAGCUUACUGCUAAUACAAAGGAGUUAAGUUUUGUUGUUUUGUGGAACUUUUCUUCAAGUGUGCAGAUAUUUGGACAUUUUAACCAUUUUAGCCAUUAUUCCAAGCUACAUAUCUAUUCCUUAUUUUUAACUGUGUCUCUGUAACUAAGGAUUUUAAACAGGUUUGGCUAAUACAGCUAUGUCCAUAACUAAUAGCUAGCUAUUUCAACACUUUUUAACAGUUACUUUUGCCUAACAAUGUUAAUCCUAGCCAUUACCUUAUUGUUUUAUUAGGAUAUCCUUUUACUAUCUAUCUAUCUAUC